ACUUGGGUCCGAUGUACUGUCAACGAAGGCAAAAAACUGUAAACAAACGCGUGAUCGGCCUGCACGUGUUUUCUGCUUGCCACAAACGGUUAGCGUUCUAUCGGAUAUCACACCUCGAGAGUUGCACGGCUAUUGUUGGGAAAGCAAAAUGGAGGAGACAAAACGGACGGACGAGUCUACAAAUGGCGAACCGGCGGGGGCGAGCAUAGAUACGCCACAAGAAGCUAGUAACUCCUACUGCGACAGCACCACCAUUGUUGCACCAGCGGCAGAACACGAUGGCGGGAAAACUGAACCGAACGAGGACACACUGAUGGAGGAGAAACCUGUUGAACCAUCAAUUGAAUCGAAUAUUAUAGUGAGCGAUCCGGCACGAGACAGUACUGAUGAACCAAAAGCGGGUGAACCGAAGGAAGCUAAAAGCGAAGGAGUCGUUGCCGUCGAAUCGCAUUUGGAUGAGCCUGUAGAAACGCCUGUCGGAAGUGCGGCAGUAGGCGCAGAACUCCCAGCAGAACCUAGAACGGUUGAAAUAAGCGUUGAAAAAGAGGCUAAGGAAACUGUGGAUGAGACCAAAUCCACCGAAGAGCCUGAGAAAGAUUCAGCACCCAGUAAAGAGCCACCUGCCACAAUGGAAUUUGUCGCUCCUGCACCCGUUGGUCAGGCGAUGGAUGUAGAGGACCAAACGGCAGCAUCCGUGCCGGUCGCAGUUGUCUCCAUUCAGGAACAGAUCGCAGAAGAGCAAAAGCUCGAGACGGAAGCGGUGGAAAAGAUCGCCAACAGCUCACUGUCAAUGCUGUGCCAGUACUCGGGCAGUUCCGAUUCGGAGGCGGAAGACACGGACGCAUCCAACGUGGUUGGCGUUGGUUCGAAAGCCAGCUCCUCGUCGUCAUCCUCGUCGGACGAUAGCGAUGUGGAAAUAACGAAGGAAACUCCCGCAAUGUCUGCCGGGGGCUAUCGCAUGCAGGAUGAUCCAAUAUUGGUUAGUGAUGCGGAAACGAUGGAUACCAACGCUGCCUCAUCGGAGGACGAAGAGGACGAACCGAUCAAGGGUCCGAUACGUACUGCGGGUGAGAUACUGCCCCACGAGCUGCCACCGAUCGAGGAGCUGACCAUCACCGUCCCGGAGACGGAGUGUAAACCGAUCGGGCACAUCGAAUCGAUCGUGGCACAGAUCGUGCUGGUACAGUCGGUGGCCGGGGCCGAGCUGCUCAACCUCGACACCGUCCUGUUUCUCGACCGGGGUCAGCGAGCGCUCGGCAAAAUAUUCGACGUCAUUGGCCAGGUAAAUCAGCCCAUCUAUUGCGUACUGUUUAACUCGAACCAGGAAAUAUUGACCAAAAACAUAACCACCGGCAUGGAGGUGUUUUGCGCACCGCGCACGGAGUACACGUCGUUUAUCAUACUGUCCGAGCUGAUGCGCACCAAGGGGUCCGAUGCGAGCUGGAUGAACGAUAACGAAAUCCCAUCGUACAUGGCGGAACAUUCGGACGAUGAGGCGGAACGGGCGGCGAAACGGAAUCGCAAAAAGAAUGCAGCCAAUCGGCAGCAGGCGGGUGGGGCACAAAACGAUGACGAUGCCGGUAGCGAGAUGGGCGAUGAGCAGCAGCAGCAGCAACACUAUCGAAAUCCUAGACAGCCCAGUCCGUCCACCUCAAGACCACAGUACCAGCGGGGUAACGGGGGAAGACAGUUUAAUCCGCGCUACCCGUCCGGUACCAGCUGGCACCACAAUUACAAUCCACGGUACGGUCAACCGCAACAGUUUCGGCCACGGUUUCCACCGCGUAAUCAACAGUUCCAGCAGCAGCAGCAGCACUACCAGCACCAUCAGCAUCAGCAGUAUCAGCAACAGUAUCGGCAGCAGCAUCAGCAGAUACCGCACAUGCAACCACCACCCCAAGGCAUGGUACUGCCGAAUCCGUUUGCUAACCAGGGCCCACCAAGGCAACCGCCACCGGGACCGUACUAAUGCACGGCAGGAUGUAAGUUACAUUUGUUUUAAAAUUAGGAUUAGCAUUUGAAUUAUUUGCAGAAUUUAAGGUUGAAGAAUUACUGAUGCAUUAUUUCAUGUACAGAAAUAUUGGUUGAACUUUAGGGGAGAAUAAUCGCUUUCAAAUUUUACCACAUUUUAAGUUGAGAGCGGCCAGACCGCCACCUACUAUUGGAAUUUAAUUAAUUUUAACUAGCAUUAGGUCACAUAUGAAAACCUUUUUGUAUAUUAAGUGCAAUUAGUUACUAUAGCAGCAAAAUUUUGGUCAACAAAAUCGAGGAUAAAGUCAGAACAACGGUUCAUCAAACAGAACAAAUCAGUUGCCCUUAGUCAGAAACCCAGAAUGGGCAUCAUCAUCAUUAACCUGUUUUUUCUAGCUAAAAUAGUAAAUUAAACAUUUUCUUUUCUAUCAAAUUGUAUACUUGAUAACUUUAUAGCUGUAUCUGAAAUGAAAUUAUUUUAGUAAAGCAACUUCAGUCAA
Molecule: messenger RNA, 2471 nt
Organism: Anopheles coluzzii
Lineage: Eukaryota; Metazoa; Arthropoda; Insecta; Diptera; Culicidae
Product: H/ACA ribonucleoprotein complex non-core subunit NAF1
Exons: 2
Coding region: 149-1969 (606 amino acids)
Biological process (GO): box H/ACA snoRNP assembly; ribosome biogenesis; pseudouridine synthesis
Cellular component (GO): sno(s)RNA-containing ribonucleoprotein complex
Molecular function (GO): RNA binding
Source: RefSeq, a predicted model, not a curated record